This is a messenger RNA of Amoebophrya sp. A25, 6811 nucleotides long. NCBI's taxonomy places the organism in Eukaryota, Dinophyceae, Syndiniales, Amoebophryaceae. The record is from the annotation of a GenBank genome assembly.
CGGCUAUCGAUGGCAGCGCCAUAAGUCAGCAGCUCUAUGAUUUCUUCGCGAAACAGGCUAAAGAUAUCUUUGCGGCGCUCGGCGCUUACAAAGCUGAGGAGACCAAGACGCAAGAAGAGCAAGAUGCGGUGGACGCGUCGAUGGCCUCCGAGGAUGCAGUUGCUGUGUCGGACAAGGAUAAAGCACGCGGUGUUGUUGAUGGCACUUCUGAGUCGUCACGUCGUCCCACCGGAGUGCCCCUGCGUCAGCCUGGAGGGAUUGUGAUGUUUAAUGCUCAUGGGAAUGAAGAUUGUGGUGUCUCAGCUAUUGCGAAUGCGAUGCAGCUGUUCGAGGAAGGUGACUUGUCCAGUUGCAAUCUUGUCGAUUUCAAAAAUGGAUUCCGUUUGAUGGAUGGAGAGUCCGGCCGAGCGGCCCUCCAACCGCAGGUCUUGAAUGAUGUGUCCACAGCCAAGUCGACAGAUGGUCUUGUACCCAUGGACGACGCAAAAACUGCAACUGUGGGUGCACCUCAAUUGCCAGCGACGCUCCUGCCGUAUCGCGGACCACCGUUUUUGGGACUGCUGACUGAGGCAGUGGCGACGAAGCACCCGCUUCUUUUGCUGUCUGAAAAGAUCGACAAGCUGGACUGGGCUGCCGAUCGUCCGUCGGUGAUGCUGAUUUCGGAUAGGUGCCGAAUCCCCUACGAAGCCAUGGCCUUUGACCAGUAUUACAACAAAGACUCAGGUGGCACUGCUCGGAGGGAGCAGACUUCGACCACUGGGUCGUGUUCAGGAAGCGACCGGACCCGCAUCAAUAACACAGCUCUGGUGCUUGUCAAGACGCAUUCCUUCGCAACCGGUGACAGCAAUGCUGAGGAACGUUUGGCGGAGAGCAGAAGCGCGCUUCAGGACUUGGAUUUGAACCCGGCUCUGCUUUGUGGCCCUGAAUCCCUGGUGGUUGCCGUGGUUGUAGAUUCAACGAGCCAAAGACCAGAGUUGCUUCGCGUGGUGAAGCACUCUACCCUGAAAAGCGCCGACAGUAGAGAAGCACUUGUUGCUUCCAAAGCUGAUUUUCUCUCGAAGGACGAAGCGGAGGUGUCGGGCGCUGGAAAAAUCACGGAGUUCCUCAAGUCCUUGGGGCAGUGGAUUCGUGCUGAGCGUCCUGUCAAUAAUCAGACACCUGCUACUAGCGCUUUGCUGCGCACGCGGAAGGAGAUUGUAGGUGCUGCUAUGGAGCAAAUUUUCCGCGUCCUGACUCUUACCGAAGGAACGGACAGUGGAGAUGGAGACGAUGUGCUGCAGAUGGCCACCUCCUCUGAAGAGCAAAAGAUUGCUGCAUUGAUGGAAGUCCCCCCCAAAGCACUCUACUCAGGAAGCAUUCUCAAAAAGGUUCAGGAUCAAGAACUGACGGUUUCGUUGCUCAGUGAAAACCUGCUUGACUACGGCACUUCCCUUGGCGACAAAGUUGUUAUCGGCGUCCGCAAGCAAAUUCUGAGGGAGCUUCGGCAAAAUUUCCCAAGAACGCUCCGCACUAUGCUUGCCGCUGACGACGAAAAGACACCUCUUGCUCCCGUGCAACCUCCUGUGGGAGGCAGUGCGCCGGCAAUCGGAGGUGAUCAACAAGUUGCGCUCCACGAUGAGACUGUGAUACUCGCGAAAGCACGAGCUAGACGUCGUGCGAAGAUUUUCGAGACUUGCGUUGCUUUUAGUUUGGAGAGAAACCUCUUUCCUCUGCUUUCGAAACUUGGCUCCAGCCUUGCGUGGCAGGCCUCGGAGGAGGAGGUGGAGGAAGUCCGCUGUGCGUUACGCGACGAAGCAUGGUGCGCGGACUUCGUCACCGCGUGGUUGCUGGAAAUCCUGAGCGAUGAGGUUUUGGAAUUGACGUCGCGUCUGAAAGACGUCAAGGUACCAGUAACCGACCUGGAAACGAAAAACGGUGUCUUUCUUCCCGGUUCGGCGCCAAGUGGUUCAAGCACGUCCCCUUGCCCGCUGAAGCCGGGUUCGCCAUGGGCAGGCGUUCGUGAUGGUUCUUCGGAGGAAGAGCCUCCGGCUGUAGGAAGUGGCGACUUCAUGAUGAAGAGCGCUUGGGAACUGGAGGAUCAGGGCGCGGAGACCAAGUACUUAACCUGGGCUGCCGCCAAAUCCGAUAACGACCGAUCCCUGAUUCUUAAGAAGCUCUGGCAACGUGGAGAAACCGCGAAAAUGCAAAUGCUGGGAGAUUACAAGACUGGGCGCAACAAGCUAGCCCGUGCCGUGAACCACUUCAUGCGCGUGUUGGAUUUUGGAUCCAAGCGUCGGAAAAACGUUACCUACGGCGUGCUCAUGGAACUCGCAAGCAAAGAAAAGCGCGGCGCCCGUCGACAAGCGAAGCUUGACAAAGCUAAGAGCAAUGAGGAGGCGCUCUCGAAAAUGAGUACCGACGCCUUUCUCAGCUAUUACGCCGACGAGGACGUCUGCAAGCACGUUCUCAAUGGCGUUAGUCCAUUGCUGGAAGACACGCAACAGCUCGAAAAGUACAUGCAAGCGAUGGCGAUGAAGAAAACCUUCCUCAUAGACAGCGUGCGACUGAUGACAUCCGCGCCCGGAUUGAAGCCGAAAGAUGGCCCCGUGACGGGCGACGGCGUGCGCAUUCCGAAUGCACAGCUCAUCCCGUGGACAAGCCGUGACGGCUACGGAUCAAGCGUGGUGAAGGGUUCAAGGCUCCAAGUCGUUGCUGCUCUCGACUACGAAGUUCCAUCUCUUCCAUCCACAAAGACCACGGCGCUGGAUGAAGCAGGCAUGGAGGUGGUUGAGCACGAAUCCGCGAGUGCGGCGCAGCUGCGCGAGUUUCAGCGACCGCUGUUGACUGCGGACGACCGAACUCUGACGCUGUCCAGUGAUAUCUUCUCAGAGGUCCUCGACAUUGACUUGUCCCGAAAAGGAAUCCAACUAAACGAUGAGAUCACUGCAGCUGUUCCCGGAAGUGCAACAGCGACUACCGGGUGUCCCUUACCCUGUGUGGUGUACAAGCCGACUAUGGGCGCUGCUCCGAUGGUGCCGAUUCCUAUCUUCACGCGAUUUUGUGAGGAUGAGAAGUACCAGAAGCAGAACAGUUACAUCGCGUGGGAUGUCGAAUGCGUGCAGGAAGACGUGCAUCUGUGGCGACUGGCGUUCUUGCAAGUUUGUCAGAAGUCUGCGGCCUUGCGCCGCAUGACGUUUUUUCCUGGCGAGGCGCAUCGGUCAGCGGAGAAAAUCGAGAAAGCACGUUUCUGGGAAUGGUUCCUCCUCAAAGUGCUUUUGGAUAUGGCGGAGAGCUUGGCGUCUCGCCGUGUCUUCAAAAAAAAGGAAGACGCGGAGCAGACCGACUUAGGAAGCAAAGUUGACAAAGCUCUGACAUUGCUAGAAGACCGCGAUACAGCGUCCAAGAUGAAGGAUGAUGCUGUUGCGCCUGCCGGUUCCUCUGGCGAAAGCGCAGCUACUUCAGGCUUGAGCAUGUUGGGUAAGAAGAAUGACAAGAAAUCUCCUUCAAGUUCUUCGACUAGCAACAUCGAGGCACUUGUGGUUGCCGCAUCGGCAAGCAGCUUUCACAAGCUGUCGAAAAAAGAGCGCAAAGCCGCCAAAAAACAGGCCAGUGCGUUGAGCAACGAUUUCCAGGUUGUGAUGGAAGAAGCCGGACUGAGCGCUUCUCUCAAGGAUCUGGCGGAACGACGGCAGAAGUUCUCCAUUCGGCCAAAGUCCGCUGAGGCGCAAGAUUCCUUGCCGAGCAUGAUGCGCAGUCUGUGUCUCACUGCCUGUGGCGUGCUCGCCAGCGGGGAAAACCCUCUUGGAUGUGCGUGGUCUGUGUUCAAGAACCUGAAAAGCUCGCGACCCGACGUACCACACGAUCCCCGGGACUGGUAUGCACUGCGCAAGCUGGCUCACGUUAUGCCAGCCACAGGUAUGGACUUUGGCGGCUUUUUCUACUCUCUGCGCUGGCUUCUGAUUCGUUUCCUGCAUCAGUGGGCAGCGCCCUAUCUAGCUCAGCUAUGGAAAGCGAAGGACACGGAAAUGCGCGACUUUCAACGGAAAAUGCAGACGGAUCGCAAAAAGGACAAGCCCGAUAAAAAAAACGUCUGGGAGAAAGAAGUUAUCCCUCGUGCAGCUUUUUCUGGCGUCGAAAUUAUCAAAUCCAAAGUUUCCGACUCUGCAGAUUCAAACCAAGAGGUCACGACGAGUGUCAAGGAUGAAGGUGAUUCUGCGCAACCGGAACAUGAACAAGAUGAUGUAAUCAUGUCUUCUGAGCAAGGCGAAAGCGCGACAGCCACGGCUGAAAAUCCUGAAAUGAAAGACGCGUCAGUAGCAGCAGCUGUCGCUGGAGAGAAAGAGUCCACCUCUGCGACCGCGCUGCAGAAACAAGUAGCCGACGUCUUUUACAAGUACAAGCGCGAUAGACUCUGCAGCAAGUGCUGGGGUCUCUUGCCGGCAACGCAUUUCUCGAAGCGUCAGUUAAGCCGCGGCAAUGCACUGGCAGCUGAGGACGUUGUAACCGCGUCUGUGCAGGGCGGCAAGGGGGAAGCCGAGGACACGAAGAGGUACAACAAGUACGAGAAAGCACCGAAAAAGCGGUACGUUGCGGCCGCUCCGGAGGUGGCUUCCCUAGAGGACGAAGAGGCCUUCCAAGAGCGCUAUCUCAAGAAAACUGGAAAGUCGCUUCCCGCGGUUCUGGAGAAUCAAUCUCCGUCCAUGCUCGCGCGCGAUGAUCGUGUCCUCACGGUCCGGGCCGCCAUUCUUGACCUGCGUCAAAAACGUGUCUGUCUUGCCUGUAUGUCAGGAGUCAAGUGUCUCAUUUCCGAUAAGGAUUUGGUUGAAAACGGCUCCGCGAAACGCUCUCUCAAGAAAGCGGAACUCAGCACGGGAUCUCACGAACCCAAUCCCCUCAUUGGCAAUGGUGCAGGCAGUGGCUCAAGUAGUACCUACGAAUACGCGCCUGCGUCCAGAACAGCUGCAAGAAAUGCAGAUCACCUUCUCGAUAAGGGCCUCCUUGACAAUGUUGCGCAACAAACGAUUGGACCACAAGCUCCGAUUCCCUUUGUGGAUACUUUUGCCACCACCGGUGCGGGUUUGAAAAGCUUGCCUGCAGUGAUGUCAACAGCCUUUCCGGUGCCCAGGCGCUUCACGCAAGACUACAUGCUGAUCCUCGCGCAAGAGAGCACAAAGAAGCGUCUGGACUCCAUGGCGGCCUAUCGCGCCGAGCGUCGUGCCAAGAAGGACCGAAAGCGGUCUGCGGUGCAACGCAAGCAGGACGAAAUCGUAAGAAAACGAGCGCGCGCCGAUAAAGAGGCGGCCUCCGCUGGAACGAAGCCAGGAGCUGGGAAGACUCUCUUCCAAAAAACGUUCGUGCGUCAUCGGCUUUUGCCGGCCGUUGUCCCGACGGAUAUCAUAGAGCGAUUCAGGAAAUUGAGUAUCGAACGUGGACUGGUACCAGUGCGGACAGAAGCUGUCGAGGAUGGCGAAAAAAGCCCCAAACACUCGGAGGAUAAGGACGUCGAAGCUCAGGGUGUAAAGCGUCGAAGGCUCUCCGCAGAACCCGUUCAGCUGUCUCAAAAUGGGAAUAACAACGACAGCAUCGAGGUCGUAGCAGCGAACGUGCCUGUGGAUGGGGCUUCCUAUACGCACGUUGCGACAUCGUCAUCGAGUGCUGCUGUUCCUUCUACUGCUACAUCAGCCGCCAACGUGUUUGCCGAUGACUUUUCGUUUCUGCAUGCAUUAGUCUUGCUUCCCGAUCAGACCCACCGAAUCAGUGACAAUGCGACGAUGUUGAGCGCGCAGGAUCAAGGUGUCCUACAUGCCGUCGACUCCGGCACUGCGGCGGCUAUGCUCAAUCGGUACUAUAGGGGACCGCAGUAUUUUCAGGAACUUUUGGAACUAUUCUCCUUAGCUGGUCUAGGCAGCUCGCACGAGGCUGUUCUUGGCAUUGUGCGGAUGCUCUUGCUGCUCGGCCGCUCGGUAAAAGACCCCGCGACGCGUGAAAAGACGCUUCUCAAAAUCCUAUCCACCUCCAAGGACGGAAAGUGGCUGCUUACAGGCGUAUAAAAAUAGAGUUGACAGCUCGAAAACGUUUUUGAUACAAAUUCAUGUAGAAAUUGAAAAGAAUUUAAUAGAGAAAAGAAGAAACAACUCUCCAGUGAGCCCAGCAAGACGGCAGACUUUAUGUCAGAUUUGCUUAUAUCGUCCAUAAUUGGUUAUAUCUUCAUGCGCAAAGACUUAUAUCAUCCACGACAAGAAGUUAAGAGAAAAUUCAUGUAGAGAAGUUCGUUGGUAUUGACGCUACAGCCACCAGAUAUUUACACAUAACGAGUGUCACCUUUGUGCUGGAGUUUCGAUAAAGCACCACACAGGUAUCAAGAAAUAGAUGGCUACAGUACACUCGUCCCGCUCCUUCUGAAAAAGCAUACCGUUUUCAUUGUUUUCUUUUAAUAACGGCUGCAUGUGGUGAACGACAAGGAACAGGAAAUGUAUGAACAAAUAUGAAAACACAGUGAGAAGUAGAUUAGAAACGCGUUGUUACACGAUGACGAUCAACGAAGUAAGAUCUACACCGAGAGGACCGACCUGAAAAAAUGUAAGGCUCCAGUUUUGAAAAGUUUGAAGAUCGAAAAUUGUAAUCUUAAUCAGAGUUGUGUGAAAUCGUGAACUUGAACUACAACUGGAGGAAAAUUCUGUAUCAUUCCAGUUGAAAAACAAGUUUGGAAUUGUUGGAUUACCUAGUGGCCAUUCUAAUCCUUGUAUCUUGAAUUAGUCAGACAGACAAAUAUAUUAUCCAUGAAAAUAAAGCGAACCACCGCAGCUACUGUUUGGACGCGGGCCGCCUCCAU